ACCCCCCCUUUAAACACACUCUCUCAGCACAAAAAUAAAAAAAAAGCACAACACCACCGCCCUUUAUUUCCCUCAGGCAUUACAUCAAACACUUUGUCUUCUUCACCGGAAAACAGAAAGAAAGAAGAAAAACAUUCCGUCAACUUCGCCGUUAUAUUGCCGGAAAACUCGCCGGACAACGGUAACGGUGAAAGUAAGUUUUUGAGUUUUACUUAUUUUAAUACGAUGUUACUUAACGGUGUUUUAUUAUUAGUUUUUAGAACAGUAAGCGAAAACGACGUUGUUUUGGUGAUUGUCAUUAAAAGGAGGGAGUUUUAAAACGGGGUUUAGAUUGAAACGUUGUCGUAUUUGCGUUUUAAAUGGUUUUGACUUGACUGAUUUGUUGUCGAAGCAGGGGAUAUUCGGGAUACUAGUACUGAUAGACGUACGGGGUAAAGAAAAGAGAAAAGGGUGUUGUAUGGGGAGGUUAGGAGUGGGGAUAGCGAUGGGGUGUGCGGUGGCGGCGUGUAUUGUAGCGGCAGCUAUGGUGGGUAAAAGGGUAAAAAGGAGGAGGAAGUGGAAGAAAAUGGUUAAGGUUUUGGAAGAACUGGAAGAGUCUUGUGAUACACCUGUUGCUAGAUUAAAGCAAGUAGUUGAUGCUAUGGCUGUUGAAAUGCACGCUGGACUUGCUUCUGAAGGCGGGAGUAAACUCAAGAUGUUGCUUACAUAUGUUGAUAAACUUCCAAAUGGGAGUGAGAAGGGAACAUAUUAUGCUCUGGACCUUGGUGGUACGAACUUUAGAGUUUUGAGAGUCCACUUAGGAGACCAAACGUCUGCUAUUCUCGGACAAGACAUUGAACGCCAACCCAUUCCGCAACACCUGAUGACUAGCACAAGCAAGAAUCUGUUUGAUUUCAUUGCAUCAUCGUUAAAGGACUUCAUUGAAAAGGAGGGUAAUGGUUUGGAGCAGCCUUCACCUUGGAGGAGAGAACUUGGCUUCACAUUUUCAUUUCCUGUGAAGCAAACUUCUGUCUCAUCUGGCAUUUUGAUGAAAUGGACAAAAGGAUUCGCGAUUGAAGACACGAUUGGAAGAGAUGUUUCUGAAUGUCUACAACUAGCAAUGUCCAGCAAAGGUCUAGAUGUGCGGGUUGCAGCACUGGUAAACGACACUGUGGGAACUCUAGCUCUUGGACAUUAUAAUGAUGAAGACACAGUUGCUGCAGUUAUAAUUGGGACUGGCACUAAUGCAUGCUAUUUGGAGCGGGCAGAUGCAAUUAUUAAGUGUCAAGGUCUUUUAACAACAUCUGGAGGCAUGGUGGUCAAUAUGGAAUGGGGAAACUUUUGGUCAUCUCAUUUACCAAGAACCUCAUAUGAUAUAGACUUGGAUGUUGCUAGCCCAAACCCAAAUGAUCAAGGCUUUGAGAAAAUGAUAUCAGGAAUGUAUUUGGGAGACAUUGUCAGGCGAGUGCUCCUUAGAAUGUCGGAGGAAUCAGAUGAUUUUGGACCUUCAUCUUCAAAAUUAGCAAUUCCUUUCGUCUUGAGGACACCGUUGAUGGCUUCUAUGCAUGAGGAUUAUUCACCUGACUUGAGUGAAGUAGCCAAAAUUCUAGAAGAAGUUCUGGAGUUACCUGAUGUGCCAGUGAAAGUUCGGAAGCUUGUAGUGAAGGUAUGUGAUGUCAUUACUCGAAGGGCUGCUAGAUUAGCAGCUGCUGGUAUCGUAGGAAUCUUGAAGAAGAUUGGUCGAGAUGGGAGUGGGGGCAUAGCCAGUGGAAAAUUCAGGAGUGAUAGGCCAAGUCGGAUGAGAAGAACAGUUGUGGCUAUCGAGGGUGGUUUAUACACAAGAUACACCUUAUUCAAAGAAUACCUGAAUGAAGCGAUGAAGGAAAUUUUAGGGGAGGAAGUUUCCCCUUACGUCAUUCUUAAGGUCAUGGAAGAUGGAUCAGGCAUUGGAGCAGCUCUUGUUGCUGCUGCAAAUUCAGCCUCUGAGGCGGAUAGGGUACAGGUGCAGUGAAUAUAAGCAAAUACUAAUAUAUACAUAUAUCUAUACACAGCUUUGUAAAUUGUAGAAAAUUGUUUCAACAUCUCAAUCCAUGAAAAUGUAAAAGGGAAGGUUGUGUAUAUGUGUCAUAUAUGUCAAGAAAUCUGAUAUUAUAGUCUAGGAGAUAUAUCCCCAUUGCUGUCUUAGCAUGGUAUUGGUCCAUUGCAAGGUUGUAGUAAAUUAAUGGUAUUUGUUGAUUUCAGUAUUUACCCCCUUUAUGUUUUUUGUGCAUGUAAAGAAUCUUUUGAAAGGCUUUCAUUUAAUCAUUUAUUCAUUUGUUUAUGUCUCUUAACACUG
This is a messenger RNA of Lycium ferocissimum, 2314 nucleotides long. Its product is annotated as hexokinase-3. Gene Ontology annotation, cellular component: cytosol; mitochondrion. NCBI's taxonomy places the organism in Eukaryota, Viridiplantae, Streptophyta, Magnoliopsida, Solanales, Solanaceae. Gene Ontology annotation, molecular function: fructokinase activity; mannokinase activity; D-glucose binding. The transcript has 9 exons. Gene Ontology annotation, biological process: glucose 6-phosphate metabolic process; glycolytic process; intracellular glucose homeostasis. The record is from RefSeq and is a predicted model, not a curated record. Bases 458 to 1990 code for a protein of 510 amino acids.